Molecule: messenger RNA, 924 nt
Organism: Dendronephthya gigantea
Lineage: Eukaryota; Metazoa; Cnidaria; Anthozoa; Malacalcyonacea; Nephtheidae
Exons: 1
Coding region: 1-924 (307 amino acids)
Source: RefSeq, a predicted model, not a curated record
AUGUUAAAUGUACUAAUAUCAGAUGCUCACAAUCGCUUACGAAUAUAUCGACAAAGACUACAGGGAUAUCGUACUGCUGUUAUAAAGGAUACAACUGAGAUGGAUGCAAACUCGAUAAGUCUUGCCAUUCAACAAACGACAAACGAACAUAGAAAGAGACGACGCAGUCAACUUGAAAGGAAAUUUAAAAACACGAGAUCCUACAAACAAUCCAAUAAUAACACUGACGCCUGGGUUAAAAACAUCUCAGACAGAUCUCUCACUGAACAACAAACUCGAAGUUUAGCUAAAGGGUUAAAUUUCAAUACCAAAGACGCCGACGCAUUAGAUUACGUCGCAGACCUUGAAUCUGCACUAAAAAGUACUUCGCUCCCUGAUGAAACUAAAGAACAUAUUCGCCAUCAAAUAACAACUAAUCUUCUUAAUAAACGACCAGUUAGCCUCGACACUGAUGAGCAAAAAGCAAUCAAAGACUUACAAGAUGACAAAGAAAUCAUUAUACUACCAGCUGACAAAGGACGAAUGACUGUAGUUAUGAACAAAUCCGAUUAUAUCGAUAAAGCAAACACUUUACUAAAAGACACGGCAACAUAUCAACCACUUGACACUGACCCUAACAAAACGACGGUUAAUCAUAUUAACCAGAAAUUAAAACAACUUAAAGACAAAGGCAAGCUUGAUGAACGCAACUAUAGCAGAAUCCGACCAAACGAUGCCUCCACCGCAAAGUUUUAUGGACUACCUAAAAUACACAAAAAGAACAUCCCUCUAAGACCUAUCGUGUCUCUUCCAGGCUCCCCAACAUACGAGUUAUCCAAAUAUCUCGCCAUGGUUCUUCAUCCUCUUGUUAAAGUAUCACCUCAUACGGUUAACAACACUAAUGCCUUUCUAAAUAAUAUUAAGGACCUCAUGACGAAAUCAUGA